Messenger RNA from Melopsittacus undulatus (budgerigar), 6190 nucleotides. RefSeq names its product TOPBP1 interacting checkpoint and replication regulator (gene TICRR). Gene Ontology annotation, cellular component: nucleus. The transcript has 22 exons. The coding region runs from base 1 to 5835 and encodes 1944 amino acids. Gene Ontology annotation, molecular function: chromatin binding. Gene Ontology annotation, biological process: response to ionizing radiation; regulation of DNA-templated DNA replication initiation; DNA replication. The record is from RefSeq and is a predicted model, not a curated record. NCBI's taxonomy places the organism in Eukaryota, Metazoa, Chordata, Aves, Psittaciformes, Psittaculidae.
AUGUCGUGCUCGCACAGUGUGGUGUUCCUGCUGGACACGGCCAGCCCGGGCCCGCGGGCGCGGCUGCAGCGCGGGGCUCUGCGCCUCCUCACGCAGCUCUGCAGCCGCUUCGGCCUCCCCCGCCUCCGCUGGGCCUUCAGGUUCUUCGACUCGCUGGGCGGGCGCGGUGGGGCCUCCCGGGGCGGCGGCUUCCGCCCGCCCGGUCCCCGCGCCUGGGCCCGCUUCGAGGAGGAGCUGGCGGAGCGGUUCGGGGCGCGGGGGGUCGGCUCCGGCCUGCCCGGCCCCGCGUCCCGCGCCGCGCUCACCCACCACGGCCUCAAGGAGACGCUCCUGGACUUCCAGUGGGACCGGCCCGAGAUCGCGUCCCCCACCAAGCCGCUGCGCAGGAGCCGCAGGACGGGCCCGGCCGCUGCAGAGCCCCCCGAGAGCCGCGCUCCCCCUGAGGGCUUCGUGAACGCCGUGUUCCUGUUCUCCCCCUGCCCGCGGUCGCGGAGGGACCUGCGGCGGUUCGUGUCCGGCAGCCACGCCGCGGCCUCCCCUGCGGACCCCCCCGCGGCACAGGAGCUGGCGGAGAAGCUGCUGCCCAAGAGCGUGCAGGAGCUGAUCGCGGAGCAGAGGAUCGCGCUGUUCUGGGUGGACACCGCUGAGUGUGCGCAGGUGAUGGAAUCUCCAGAUCACGUUGGAUACUGGACAAUAUUGGAACUGAUCUGUCAGACUGGAGGAACCAUUUUGCCAGCUGACACCUUGGUGCAUUUUUUGAGUCCCCACAACUUUGACACCAGUUCCCCAGUGCCACAGAGUAUCCCUUGGACCACCCUGCUGCCCUUGGAUGCGACUUUGAACUGCUUGUUCCUGAAGCCCUCUGUAUUGCAAACAGUUUUCCCCCAGCAAGAAGGAACACUGUUUCUCAGUAUGCCUGGAGGAAAGAAACAAGAAAGCUGUCCUGUGAUCCUAGAACCCCUUGCCAUGAGCCAACGGCAACUGCAUUGUCCAGUCAAUAUAUUCCUGAAAGGCAGCUUGUCAGGUUGGAGCUUGGCACAGGCUGGGCACUUCCUCACAGAGAGUUGGAUACUGCAGAGCUCACAGGCUGAGCAGGCAGAGCACAACAGGUCACUGUUCCAGCAGCUGUUAAGGACUUUAGUGACUGAAGAACUGCACAUGGUUGCUGAGGUAUUACUGUCUACAAGUUGGUGCUCCUGCACUGCUGUUUUGUCACCCCUGUCUGAGAGCACUGCAGUUCUGACUGUACUUGGUACUGAGAAGACUGCUGAAGGUCAACGGUGCAACCUUGAAGGAGAUGUAGUGGAGAACUGUCCCCAAAACCAUGAUUUUCACCUCCCAGAUGUUGUAAAUAGUGUGUUGAGUAAAAUCGACACAGUGGUGGAAGAUUCUCUGGCUAGUAUGGAAGAAGCUCCUGUGCCAGAGUGGGUCGAAAGGGAACUGUCCCAUACAGGUGGCUGGCAUCCUUCAGUGCUUGAAGCAUGGUAUCCUACGUCGAAUGCUUGCGGAGCAAGCUCUGAUCUGAUGGAGUCAUUCAGGCUCCUUCAGGUUCCUUGUGCCAGCAAGAAGGAUGAUGUGGACCAAUCUGAAGUGGAACUCUUAGAAAGUCUGUCUGAGCUGUACCAGAGAAAAUCCAGUGAAACAUCUGCUGCAGCUGGACCAGGAAAUAGCAGAAAGAGGCGUGGGGUUCCCCGAACUCCAGUCAGGCAGAAGAUGAAGACCAUGUCCAGAUCCCUACAGAUGCUCAAUGUAGCAAGGCUAAAUGUAAAAGCUCAGAAGCUUCAACCUGAUGGUGAGCCACCAACAGUGAAUGAGAAGGUUCCAUGGAAGCUUUCAGCAAAAAGAUUGAAUGAGAAGGUGGAAGAAAAGGAAAAGGCACUUAAAUUAUCAAUAGACUUCAAAACUGAGGAGGAGCUGCAGUCCCAUUUAAUUGCAAGCUACCAAAAGGCUGUUGCUGAGGGAGUUCUUUCAUCUGUGUGUGCCCAGGAUAUGAUCAUGGCCAUUAAAAGGUUCUUGAAGAUACAGGAUGCCAAAGAGAAAGAGGUGGCCUGUGUGGAAAGAGUCAGAAACCAUCUCCUGAAGACCAGCAAAGUGCUUAGACAACAGCAUGGCUCACAGAAGGAGGCCAAAGUCAGAGAGUGCCGACUUCAGGUAUUUUUACGCCUCGAGUUAUGUCUGCAGUGCUCUUCACUGCAAAGCAACACAGAUGAAAUGGAGCAGCUGUUAGAAGAGAUGACAGAUAUGCUGCGCAUUUUGUGUCUCACUGAAGACUCAGGGUAUCUGACAAAGUUUCUAGAGGAAAUAUUAGAAUUGUAUAUGAAUUCAAUGCCGAAGACCCUUGGAGAUAUUUACUAUGGUCUUGGUACACAAAUACCCGCGAAGCUGGCAUCUGUUUUGCCUUCAGACUUCUUCAGUGAUGACUCUGUGACUCUGGAUAGCAAAUCUCCAAGCCUUCCACUGUCUUUAUCAUCUGCCUUAACUCCCACUGCUGUUUGUCUGCCCAGUGAGAGUGAUCAACUGGAGGAGCUGCGCACCAGAUCUGCCAAAAAGAGAAGGAAAAACGUGUUAGCCAGACACAGGAGCAUGACAGAAGCACCACAGAACUUGCGUCAAAUUGAGAUUCCCAAGACAGCCAAGAUUCCCAUCCGAAAGGAGAGCUUGCGUUCUUACCUUGCCUCUGAGAAGCUCCAGCAAAUGCCUUCAUUGCAGAAAGAAGCUGUGCAAGAGGUUACGAAGGUAAGAAGGAACCUCUUCAAUGAAGAGAUACUUUCACCAUCAAAAAGGUCUAUGAAAAAGAUGCCUAGAAGCCAGUCAGUAUCUGCUGUGGAAGGCUUAAGAUACAAAUGCAGUGAUGAAGGCACUAAAGAUCAUCGCAAGCUCUUGACCAAAAGAGUCGCAGAAACACCACUACAUAAACAGGUCUCCAGGAGACUACUUCAGAAGCAGAUCAAAGGCCGGUCUUCUGAUCCAGGUUGUGACACUGGUGUCGUAGAAGAAUCUCCAGAGAAGGCCAUAAAUGAAGCAGGGUUGAGAAGAAGCCCACGCAUCAAACAGCUCUCUUUGAACAGGACCUGCUCUGGGGUUUUCUAUUCUACAACACAGCCCAGCUCACAAGAUUCACAGCUUGUCCAUCAAGGACAAGAAGAGGAGAACUCUACACUGCAGGAUGUAGAAGGCAUGAAGCAGCAUUCACAGAGUGCCCCUGUCCAGACCCCCAAGAGUCUUUUCUUUGGUGCUGUGAUUGACACAUGUAGUCCUGCAGUGAAUCCUUCACCUGGAAGGAGAAGAACAAGAAAAGAUUCUUUACACUCAGAGGAGCUGACUGCUUGUCAGACUCCUAGAAAAACACCUCAUAAACCUGCCCAGAAGCCAGUCAGUUCUGCCAGUAAGCUGCCAAGGAGAUCACCUCGCAUUCUUCACAGGACACCACAGAGGAUGGAGGAGAUUCAUGGCAAAAGCCCAGCUGCAAAGAAGUCUGCAGUUAAGUGUUUGGGAAAGUACUUUUCUCAUCCUGCACAAAGGGUCAAGUCACCAUCUGCGUUAGCUGAAAGCAAGAGUGUUCACUUACUGCAAGGAACUUCUGAGGACUUCUCUUCAGCAGAAAGACUUUCCCCUCCUUGCAAAGAGGCUGGCUUCCCCAUGCCAGAACGCAAAGGAUUCACAGAGCUCAGUGACUCACUGUUACCUCUGACAGACUCAAAUCCAGCUGCUUCUCCCUCCUGUGCCAUGCAGGAAAGAUGUUCUACAGAACUGCAGACUCCAAGACGUUCCUUGAGGUACCUCUCAAAAUUAGCAUCUCCAGUUGGUACUCGGAGGCAAAUCCUCCCAAAGGAAAUUCAGGUGCAGUCAGAUCCAUUAUCUCGAGGAACUAAAAAUACUCCCAGAAAACCUGAAGAUCCAGGUUCAGAAUUAUGUACCAGCCCACCAAGUACAGAGAUAGCAGAGCUUGCUGUGAGGUUAGAGCCUCCCUUCAGUUCUCUCAGUGAAUGCUCCAUGGACAGUGUAAUAACAUGCUCUCCUUCCCAUGUGGAGGCUAAAGAGUCUGACUGGGAACUCUGUGCAUCCAAACCUCAAAGAUCUCCAAGUAUUGCUGGCACUCCACUGAGGUCUCUGCUUCACAAAUCCAAGCAGGCCAAAUGUGAACUGAGCCCUGGAAGAGAGAAACUCAUAGUUGCGUUUGCAACACCUGAAAAUAAGGACAAUCGUCAUGACGGUGAUAACUCUUCUGUAGAAAGCCUUCAGCUCUGUCAGUUCCAAGCUCCUCAAAAUAUCCCUGUAUUAGAGACAAAUAAACAGAUGGAGGUAGUGUCUCAAAAGUUUUCUCCAAGAGAGGACUCUGAAAACUUGGGGAAGAAUCUGUCUCCAAAGCCUUCUGCUGGAGUGCAGGUCCAUGCACAGAAUGCUGAGAGAGAGGGUGAGCAGUGGUUUAAGGAGGGGAACUCCAGUGCAAACACCCAUGAGUCCUUCCUAAGUGGUUCUCAAACAGUUAGUGAGGACUUGGAACCAAAAACCUUGAAAGAAGAAUACACAGGGCUGAAGGCUCCAAGACUUAAGAGACACUCUAGGUUUGCCCUGAAUACUUCACCUCCUGUGCCUAAGUCGCCUCCUGCCUAUUCUUUGCGCUGCACUGCAGACCGGAGGCAGCGGGAAGCUGCAGCACGGAUGGGAGAGCCUCAACUUCUAGCCAAGUUCUCCACUCCUAAAAGUCACUGCAAGCUGCCUUCUGCUAGCCCACCAACCUAUGAAGUUGAACUUGAAAUGCAAGCUUCAGGCCUGCCCAAACUUCGCAUCAAGAAAAUUGGCUCUUGCACAUCAUUGGAAGUUCAACCUGAAGCGAGUGCCAGCAAACCCAAGGGGGGGGAAAGCCCCUUUGGUGAACUGGCUGCGACCUGGUGUAGCAAGCACCCAGGAAAACUAGCAGCUGCUUGUGUUUCACCAUCCUGCUUCCGCUCUUUCCACAGUACACCUGGGAAAGGUGCAGGACAGACGUACAUAUGCCAGUCAUACACCCCAACAAGCUGUGCCUCUAACACCUCCCCAUCCCCCUUGGAAGCAGGAGUUUCCUGGACACCUUCUCCAAAGCAGAAGGGAAAGACUACCCCUGAUGCUAUCAAUGACUGGCCUCGGAGAAAGAGAGCAGCAGGCAGCACUGCUAAUGUUAGCUGUUCUCAAAGCGAGAGGAAUGCUGAAGAGUGGAAAACGAUGUCAGCAGGGAGAGAGGUGAAGAUCUUGGAGCACUGCAGCAGCAAAGGAGCAAAUACUCUUGAGGAAUUUGAGGUGGAAGGGGUUUGCAGGCUCCAGGACCUGGCAUCUCCUGGUGACUCUGAACCCAAGGCUGAUGAGGACUCUGCCAAGGGAACUUUUGGCCUGAAAAUGCGGAAGCGAGUCUUAAUGUAUCUGUCGCCAGAGAAGGAGGAGAGUCAUGAUACCAAGAGACCUUGCACUGAUAGGUGCAGUGUGGAUCUCUCUGGCUCUCCCUCAGAUGAUGGCAGCAGAAGCAAAUCGAGGCUAGACUCUGUGCUUCCUGAGAAACCAGGAUCAUGUACGUUCAUGACUCUUGAGCAGCACAGUCACACAGGGGAUGAUGAUGUCUUCCUUUUGUCAGGCUCAACUCCACCAGUGAAGAGCACACUGUCUGCUAGCAGCCUUGUAGCACUGACCCAGUCUCCACUGCUUUGCCAGGGACAGACACCGCCGCCUUGGAGGAAGUGUGUUCAAGAAGAAUCUGAUGCCUUCCAAAUUGCUGCCAACCAGGAGCUGUCUCCACUCCACAUCCCGGCUUUCAGGAAGCGUCCCCUUAGCAGGACUUACUCACGGAAAAAGCUCCUCAGCUGAAGUUUGGAGCCAGAACAGUAUGGGAAACUUUGCAUUAUCCCUGCUGUACAAUGUGUUUUGUAACAAGGACCUUCUAUUUGGUGCUGGGCUUGGAGCUGUCUUGUGUUGGUAGGAGACUGGAUGCAAGUAUGUGGCAUAUGACAGCGGAAAUAAGGACCACUCCAGAAGUGUGGUGUGCUUGACUUAGUUUUUACCUCAAUUACAGCAUCUCUCCAUCCAGUCAAAGCCUAGCUAGGUCUUUUUGGCAUUUCUGCGUGUGGUAGCUGGGUUAGUGAAGGUUCAAUUCCGCCAAAGAGGGAGAAUUGUCACAUUUCUACAACUUCCUUGUGAAAUAAACUGAUGUGUAUUUGCAUUG